AUGUUGCAGCAACCAGUGCGAGAAGGACGACACUCAGAUGAUCGGGACGAUCGGCCAAAGCCCACGUCGAGUUGGAAGUCUUCAGGUGUCAAAUCGUUCCAUCACGGGCGGGGCUUUAAAGACACACAAAAAAGAGCCGCUCAGCAGGCGAACGUUCCAGAUGACCAAAACCUGCCCAAGCCGAAUUUGGAACACAAAGAUCAAGGCGGAUUGCGAUCUCGUACUGACAAUCUGAAGUUCUUGCAAGGAAUUCCUCGAUUUCGAAAAAGAAAUAAUGCCGGCCCUGAGGGACAAACGAAGGGUGCCUCGCUUUUCCGACAGGAGAAGCCUGAAAAACAAAAAGCGACUCAGCAGACGAGAAACAAGACUACAGGACAGCUACUAGGUUUAACUUUCCAAACAAGGAAAGGAGAUUCAGGAGAAGGGUUGGAGCAAGAGCAAUUACUGAAGGCGGCAAAAGUCACUCGCUCAUCAGCGAAUGACGAUAGUGUUUGUGAUAUGAAUCCCAACGAUAGCCAAAUACUCGGAGGCCGCAGGCAAUAUAAAGCUGAAUCAAAAGACGACAGAGAUGAUGCUCCUAUCACUCCUUCAGUAUCAGGAAUGUGGGCGCGGAUGACUGGAGAGAUGUUUAGAGCUCAGCUUAAUGCUAACAGCAGCCCUAAUGACGAGAUUCAAAUAGAGGUCAGGCCUUCGGAGACUUCUAAGAAAGAAGACGGCUCUAAUCGAAGAAGAGGAGACUUGUUCGCAUCUCUUAAAUCUCUAACCGUCAGAGCAGAUGCUUGUCGUGUCGUAAGCAACAGAGAAUGUGACCAGGUCGUAUCAUCUCAGAUGCGCGAUCCUAGUCGCACAAAGAAGCAGAAGCCUCGCACCUCUGACAUCGAGUCACCUUGGGGCGUUAAAUGUGAGAGCGAUGAGUCUUUCGACGUAGAACAGCGUACAAGAAGUAUUCAUCUGAGUAUACAUCCCUUUGGAUCUAGAACAAAUACCAAAACGAGGCAAAGAAGCACUGAAGGUGAUGACAAUGUUAUCGCCAACCUUUCGGACGGCAUUGACGAAUAUGAUGAUGGCUCGAGUUUAGCUCGAGAUAGGGAAGGAGAGGAUGUCGUGCAUAUUGAGAUGUUUCGCGACGCGUUUGUUGACUACACGUUGAAAUCGUUGAGGAGCAAUCAACACAAGACCAUGGCAGACAGAAUCAGGAAUGCUCGCAAGCCUAAAACAGACUUAAACGAAUGA
Messenger RNA from Chondrus crispus (carragheen), 1233 nucleotides. RefSeq lists its product as hypothetical. Bases 1 to 1233 code for a protein of 410 amino acids. Lineage: Eukaryota; Rhodophyta; Florideophyceae; Gigartinales; Gigartinaceae. The transcript has a single exon. The record is from RefSeq and is a predicted model, not a curated record.